AUGCCUUCCUCAUCACACCUCCGCAUCCAAACCUCGUUUGAGCCUUUCACGGCCGAGACCACUCGCUCCCACUUCGUCGCCUCACCACCAGCCAAGAAGCAAAAAAUGUCUCUCACCCAGACCUACUACAUCGCUGCCUCUGCCCGCUCCAAGCUCGGCAAGGAGGCAUGCAGGGCCGACCACAACCUCCGCCUGCUCGUCGGACACGCAAACCUCCUCGACAGCCUCAUGAUCGAACUCCAAGACGCCGAGCGCCAGCAAGAGCAGUGGUUCAACCAGACCAUGGCCAAGGCCUCCAAGGCUGAGGAGCCCCGACACAUCCAGUGGGCCGACAGCAUUGCUGAGGAGCUCGACGACGACGAAGACGACUCGUCCGUUUCCGACUCCGACUCGGACAACGACGACGACUUUGACAUGAUCCCCAUGCCCCGUCGCAUCGCAGCAGCUCCCGUACAAAUCAGCACAAUGGAGGUUGACGAAGACGACUCAGAGGACGAGGAUGACUUCUACGACGACAUGGAGGACCACUCUGAACUCGCCCUCACUCGUGUACCCUCGCAAUUGCAAUCACCACCCGAGCUUACCUUCGAAGAGGAGUCGGACGACGAGUCACCACCAACAUCGCCACCACAAUCAACGCUCAACUUCUCAGACAAGGAGGGUAUGCUCACGACGACAUUCUACAACACCAAGCCAAAGCCACAAUACCUGGAACACGACCAGCCACUGUUCAUGGACACCAGCUCUCCGCUCAUCUCAAGUUAUUAG
Molecule: messenger RNA, 768 nt
Organism: Bipolaris oryzae ATCC 44560
Lineage: Eukaryota; Fungi; Ascomycota; Dothideomycetes; Pleosporales; Pleosporaceae
Exons: 1
Coding region: 1-768 (255 amino acids)
Source: RefSeq, a predicted model, not a curated record